This is a messenger RNA of Parnassius apollo (apollo), 522 nucleotides long. The record is from the annotation of a GenBank genome assembly. NCBI's taxonomy places the organism in Eukaryota, Metazoa, Arthropoda, Insecta, Lepidoptera, Papilionidae.
AUGAUUGCUAUAGAAUCCGAGCAGGCUGUGCCUAAAGACGACCGAAUACCGAAUAUCGAAGCUACGACCUCGCAGAAAACACUAACAAGGUCGAGCGCUGUUAGUCAGAAAUCUGUCGAUAUAAUGGUCCAUCCAGAUAAUUCCAACAACCCCUUACAUAGAUCCAAAUUGGCUCCGACUCGGUCCGCUUCUGAGACGCAGUCAUCGAGUAAGAAGGUAAUAAAUUUGAGGAAGACCAAAAACUCCUCGAUAGAAUCCACAAUGAGCUUACCAAAUCAGAAGUCUUUAGAAAAGAAACAUGGAAGUUUAAGGCAUCAGAAAGCCAUUGGCGCACAUUCGGACAUAACUUUGACCACCCAACCGUCGAUAACGGACGAUAGAAAGGCACUUAGGGAAGCAUUAUAUCAGGGUAUAUUUCAUAGGCACAGAAGAACAAUUUUCGCCGUUGGCUCAUUUCUGAGGAUGCUCAGAAGCAAAACUUCGAAUUACGAUUCGAUAAGGUCGGACUCAGACGAAAUAUAG